AUGGCAUCACUUGUACCAGUGAAGGACAAGAAACUUCUGGAAGUCAAACUAGGGGAGCUGCCAAGCUGGAUUUUGAUGCAAGACUUCAGCCCUCGUGGCAUUACCAAAGUGUUUCGAAGAGGUUACUUCCAGUACUGCAGCAAGUACAGCAACAUGAAGAAGGGGAGCCUCUCAGGGGUUACCAUGGUGCUGGCAGGCUAUGUGCUCUUCAGCUACUCCUCUUCCUACAUGAAGCUCAAGCACGAGCGGCUAUGCAUGUACCACUGA
This is a messenger RNA of Saimiri boliviensis boliviensis (Bolivian squirrel monkey), 267 nucleotides long. Lineage: Eukaryota; Metazoa; Chordata; Mammalia; Primates; Cebidae. The record is from RefSeq and is a predicted model, not a curated record.